AUGGACAGUUCAGACGACGUUGCCAACAUCCACCAACUGCAAUCAUCCAUCAAUGGCCAUCUUGCAACCAUAAAAAAAAACUUGGGGUUUCACCUGUUGACUCUAGAUGUGGACUACUCCACGUUUGACAAGUAUAUCAGUGCUAAAAUCCACAAACAUCUACCAGAGUUGGGUGUAAAUGAGUAUCUUGAGAGUUUGGCACGAAAUACUGCCAACGAAGACAUUGUAGUCAGCGAAAUUCUAGCGGAUACCGUUGGAGAGUCCGCGGUGCUUCAAUUUGUCUAUCUUCCUGAAGGAAACGAGCCUUCGACAAUAGUAUUCGAAGAAAACAUUGUCAAAGUAAUUCACACCCCAGGAGGAAUCGGAGAGAAUGUCGAAGAUUUUGGAAAGAAUAUCCAGGAUGCUGCUGAACAGCUGUUGAGUUCAUGUUGCGGGUGUAGUUGA
Messenger RNA from Sungouiella intermedia, 444 nucleotides. The record is from the annotation of a GenBank genome assembly. Lineage: Eukaryota; Fungi; Ascomycota; Pichiomycetes; Serinales; Metschnikowiaceae.